Molecule: messenger RNA, 5409 nt
Organism: Venustampulla echinocandica
Lineage: Eukaryota; Fungi; Ascomycota; Leotiomycetes; Helotiales; Pleuroascaceae
Product: ARM repeat-containing protein
Exons: 3
Coding region: 1-5409 (1802 amino acids)
Biological process (GO): maturation of SSU-rRNA from tricistronic rRNA transcript (SSU-rRNA, 5.8S rRNA, LSU-rRNA); positive regulation of transcription by RNA polymerase I
Cellular component (GO): 90S preribosome; small-subunit processome; t-UTP complex
Molecular function (GO): snoRNA binding
Source: RefSeq, a predicted model, not a curated record
AUGGCAACCUCUUUGGCUGCCCAGUUAUCGAAGAUAUCUGCCAAUUCGACAAACUCUUUAAACCUAAAGGCACAAAAGGCGGCCCAUUCGAAAUCCUUAAUAUUUGAGCCUCGAGUGGCUGCAUCGCAAAGUUUCGACACAAUUUACAUUCUGUGCCAUGAAGGGUUUCAGGAGCUAUGUCUCUUGGAUGGAAGAUUCCUGGAGUUCCAGAGAGACAUUUUCGGCGAGCAAAGCCAAACGGAGGAUAGAGUUCAGAUGACUGCUGCUGAGAAUUCAGAGCUCAAUAAACGGCUGGAAGCAUUUUUGGGGCUUGUGGGGGGCAGAUUAAGAUUGACCCCGGCAAUUAAAGCAGUGGAAUGGCUCUUAAGAAGAUUUCGUGUUCAUGAAUACAACACGUCGUUUUUACUAACAACCUUCCUUCCUUAUCAUACACUUCCGCUUUUCACCACAUUGCUCUCCAUACUACCAAACAAACUCCCACAGGAGUACGAAUUCCUCAACCCUUAUGUACGGUCUCUGAUGCCCCCGCCGAGGCGUACGAUUGUUCAAACCGCAACGAACAGCAACUCAUUUGCAUCGGCUCUCAACACUUAUGUCCUCCGGAUAUGCAAGUCCCGCCAGCACUAUCCAGCGCUGCUGGCAUUCUGGGCCGGGAUAAUGACGGAAGCAAUGGGGGGGAUGCUGGACAAAUCCCGGUCGGGCAGGAAAGGCGUACAGGAGCAGAAGGAACAUGAUGUUAUUUUGAGGCUGUUGCCAACGCUAAACGAGGGUCUGGCCAUGAAGAGCGUCCCAGAUCUUCGCAUCGGAUGUUACAUGUUGCUCUCUGUAAUGGCAUCCAAAGGAGGACUGGAUGAUAAGGUUUUAACUGCCAUGAUGGAAGCUGUUGUGCUGGGAUGGACCACUGAAACGAUAAUUCCCGGGCUUGUUUGUCUGUCGGUGUUAGCGCAGCAUCGAGGAGCAAAGCAGAUGACCAAACGACUUACGAAAGAGUUACUUAAGGUUGAAAAUCUGCCCUCUCUUCUCCUGCAACUUUCAAAUCAACGGCGACUAGACAAACUCGCCAAUGGUCUUUGUCUGUCCCUCGUGGAUCGAUUACGGAAUCAUGGCGAUUUGAGAGGGCUUCCUAUUGUUGAGAAAAUGAUCGAAAACGGAAUCUUGAGUGACCAACAAUCCAGUGUGAUUGUCAAGUCCUUGCUUUUAGUAGCACACCAAGUCGAUGAGAGUUCAGAUCAAAUCAACUUGCGUCAGCACCUUGCCUCCUCGUUAGUCACCCUUACACAACUGCCUGGUCAUGGGGGUGAUGUAGUCCGUGGCACAUUGAAAGAUACGGAGAUUGAUAUGGACGAAUUGGAAAUGAAAUUACAUACUACAAUUCGACCAGCGAUAUUACCGGCACCAGCAGACAGUCCCAUGGAGGAUGCCUCGACAGAGGUAUCCGCCAAAGGUCCAUCUUUCCAGACACUAUUCGAACAACUUCCGAAAAAGACUGUGAGCGAAUCAUCAUUCCUAUCUCAUGAUGCGUCGCAUGUCUAUCCGGAUCUGUGCCGUGCUUUUCUAGCCUCUACAUCCAAUCCUACAGACCUAGACUCUUUUGACGCGGCCCCAAUUCUCACGCGCGACUCGGCAUUAGAAAACGCGCUUUAUUUUACUUUCUACAUAAGAACUUGGUGUGGACCCUAUCCAGUUCUGGCCCGAUCAUCAGCGCUCCAGAUGGUAUCUCGUCGCUUGUCGGAUCCCAACAUUUCAAAGAUCGAUAUCCAGGCGCUAGUACCCUAUGCAAUUGCUGCCCUAGCCGACCCUGCUGCAAAGGUGCGCCGCGCUGGAGCUGAGCUUCUUGUUACCAUCAGUCAUCUUUAUCCAGAGAAUGUCGAAUCUAAGAAGGAACUAAAAACCCUCAGCCGCUGGGAACCCGAGGGCCUAUAUGGUAAGAGACAUGAGGGGGAGGAGUUGAAAUGGCUCUCCCCGGAUGUCGCCAUUCGCAUGCUAAGAGAACUACUUAUUCCUGCCUUGGAGGAGUGUGUCCUCGAUGCAAAGCAUAUCGAAUCUGUGUUCCAAAGAUCCUUGCAAAGUCCUGGACGCUCGGAGAGCCCUAAACAAUCCGACUUGUCGCGGCUUCCCCAAAGUUCCCGCGCAUCAAUUCUGUCCUUCUUGGCUUCCCACGUCGUCCAUACGCCACUAUUCUCCGUCAAGCUUAGAUUGAUCUCCUCCUUAAACCAAGUUCGCGGUGUUGCGGGCUUGACGAGAACAUCAGUUUUACUCCCAGUUCUGCAGGAAUGGUCUUCUCUGAGCCCAGCAGAAGCAUCGAAGCAUUGUAAGGAUGAGGAGAUAGACUCCGCGGAAUUCGAUGAUCAAUGCUUUAUGAUAAUUAUCCCCAGCGAUGAGGAAGGUCUCCAGUUCUUAACCAGCGUUGUGGUACGAGAUGUGGCGGCGGAUCGGCCUACGCUUUUAACAGCUGCAUUUAAGAGGUUGCGAGCUAUGUGGUCAUCACUAAAAGGAGAACUCAAGUUGAGGAUGGCUCAAAUGUUGAUGGACUCUGCUUUGUCCUCGUCAGACAAAAUGUCUGAGCAUCAUGAUCUUGCAGUGCAGACGUCCUCUGAGCUUUUAAGUAGCCUACCACUUUCGACAGACAUUCUCUUAGCUUUCAUCGAACAGCUCCCAACAGCUGCAAAACUUGCAGACCAACCCCCUGCUUCAAAACGACGAAGAACAAGCCACGGAGAAGUGGCUCGUAAUUCUAUUCAGGAUUCGAAGGAGCUCGCUGCUGCCAUUAGAAAAGUCACACUUGUUUUGCAACUCAUUGACAGUUCAAAUCCAAAAAUGCACCCCGAGCUACUAAAGGGCCUCUUCAACGUGCUGGCAGAACUUCAACAUCUCAAGACUCAAGUUAAAUCGGAGCUUGCUUAUCUACAAGGCCUUGUCCUAAGUAGCUUGCUGGCUAUCUUUCAAGGCUUCAAGUCAGAUCGUAACAUCAAGUUCGAUCGGGCAGCUGUGCGAGCAGACUUGCUCGUUGACUGUGUUCAAAAGACUUCAAGUCCACAAGUGCAGAAUGCGGCGCUUCUGCUUAUAGCUGCUCUGGCAGAUAUAGCUCCUGAGUUGGUGCUCCACAGUGUUAUGCCAAUUUUCACGUUUAUGGGUCAUUCGGUUUUGAGGCAGAAUGACGAUUACUCAGCGCAUGUUAUAGGCCAAACCAUUCGCGAGGUCAUCCCACCUCUAAUAUCGUCACUUCGAAAGGGGAAAGCAAAUAUUGUGACUGGAGCGGCUGAGCUGCUUUUAAGUUUCGUUGCUGCAUAUGAGCAUGUUCCUAACCAUCGCCGAAAAGGUCUGUUUACCUCGUUGACCCAAACCUUGGGGCCUGAGGACUUCUUAUUCGCGCUUUUAGCAAUGCUCGUGGAUAAAUACGGAUCGAAUGAAGGGAUAAAGACAUUUUCUGUGGAGUUAUCCAGCUCCUUCAGUGUUGAAACUCAACUCCUAUCAGUAGCCAAAUACUUAGACAUGGUCAAGGAUAUUCUGAAGCCCAAGCCGACAUAUUCGUCCAUUUUGUUAAAUGCGAAUGAUGAUGGGGUGCCCGAUCCUCACAAACUCGCCUUGACGGAGUUGGAAUUACUUCCAAGCAUUCUCUCGCAAAAGCGCCUCAUCAACCAAACGGGAAAGAUACUAGAGCGGGAUGAUAUGGAUGCAGCAAGGGUCCGGGAUCUGUAUUCAGGGCUGCUGGAAAACCUCUUGGGGUUGGCAGAUCUGGUGAAGAGCCAGAAACGGCUACACAGCUCCUGUGGGGAUAUACUUGAAAGCCUCUUGGGCUUGUUAUCCACCAGCGAAUUUGUCAAAUCUGUGGAAGGCUUACUGGACAGACCGAAUGAGUCCCUACGCCGAAAGAUUCUACGUUCUUUGGAAGUUCGUAUUGAUCAUGAGAGUCCCUCCGAUGCUGCCUCUAGAGCCGCAAUGCUUGGAUUUCUCCCACAACUCACAGCAAUCAUCCGGGAAUCAACCGACCUACCUUACAAACACAUUGCUGUCGCUUGCGUGGAUAAAAUAUCCGAGAAGUAUGGUAAAAAGGAUCUCGAAGCUGUUUCAGCUGCUGCAGAAACCAUUGCGAGCAGCCACUGCCUCGGCCAGUCAGACGAAUCUUUGCGGGUCAUGGCUCUCCUAUGUCUCGCCUCACUGGUGGAUAUCUUGCGGGAAGGCAUAGUCUCUGUCCUCCCCUCGGCAAUUCCUAAAGCCCUUGAAUAUAUGGAGGAAAGUUUGAAGGUGGAUUCGGAAGCUCCAAAACUUCACAAUGCUGGCUAUGCGUUUAUCAGUGCGUUGGUGCAUCAUCUACCGUACAUGAUCUCGGGUGGCUACUUAGACAGGCUUUUACAAAUAUCAAACGCAUCUGCUGUGGCCGAUCUUGAUGAUGAGGCGGAUGAGAGUAGACAGCAAUGUCUCCGCCUUGCUGCGAAACAAGUCGAUGCUAAGAGCAUGUUUGGGGCUCUGGAAAAGGAUUGGGAACUAGCCGCAGCGAAAGGCCCAUUGUCGCUCCACGAGUACAUGGAUGUCCUUACAAUUGCCAUCGACAAGCAUCCAAAGGUUGUCGUUACCAAGUAUUCUGCCAUUCUCGCCAAAAUAUUUCAGAAGGCAUUCGAUCUCCGAAGGCAAAAGACUGGAUCAGAUGAUGCGUUUACAUCGGAUACAGUCGCGGAACUAGAGGCAAAACUUAACGACGCAGCGAUCAAAAUGAUAUACAAAUUCAAUGACGCCACAUUCCGACCCAUUUUCGAGAACCUCGUUGAGUGGGCAUCAUCUUCGUUACCGAAGAAGGACAAGGCGGGCAGAACUUUGCGUUUGCAAAGCAUAUACGGCUUCAUGGCCAUGUUUUUCGACAACCUCAAGUCGAUCGUCACCAGUUACGCCAGCUAUUUACUCGACAACGCCGUGGAUGUUCUGAAAACCGUCGACCCCAAGGACGAUGAAUCGAAGACCCUGUGGUCUGCGGUCCUUCGAACAUUAACGAAAUGUUUCGAACACGAUCAAGACGAGUUCUGGCAGUCGCCAGCUCAUUUCAGUGCUAUAGCUCCUGUGUUGUGCGCCCAGUUUACUCAUGCGCCUUCGCUUCCACUCGCUGCGGAGCUUAUCCCAGCUGUUGUUGAACUGGCUGCUGCUGCAGACUCUUCAGACCAUCACAAAGAGCUUAACGGAACCAUCAUGAAGCAUUUACGGUCCGAGAUUGCCAGUGUCAGGUUAGCAGCGGUGAAGUGUGAGCAAGCUUUGACGGACCGUCUGGGUGAGGAAUGGCUAUCGAUGUUGCCUGAAAUGCUACCUUUCAUUAGCGAACUGCAAGAGGAUGAUGACGAUGUCGUAGAAAAGGAAACGCAUCGAUGGAUCAUGAAAAUUGAAGGGGUGUUGGGCGAGAGUCUUGACUCUAUGCUACAGUAG